This is a messenger RNA of Centropristis striata (black sea bass), 1347 nucleotides long. RefSeq names its product chitinase-3-like protein 1. NCBI's taxonomy places the organism in Eukaryota, Metazoa, Chordata, Actinopteri, Perciformes, Serranidae. Gene Ontology annotation, cellular component: extracellular region. Gene Ontology annotation, biological process: carbohydrate metabolic process; chitin catabolic process. Gene Ontology annotation, molecular function: chitinase activity; chitin binding. Bases 1 to 1347 code for a protein of 448 amino acids. The transcript is spliced from 11 exons. The record is from RefSeq and is a predicted model, not a curated record.
AUGAACACAGGAAUUGCAAUCAUAUUAGUGAGUCUGCAGCUCAUCGUUCAGAGUGCAGCCACAGUCAAACUGGUAUGUUAUUUUACCAACUGGUCCCGGUACAGAACUGGUGUGGGGAAAUUCCUGCCAGAACACAUCGACCCUUUCCUUUGUACCCACCUGGUUUAUGCCUUUGCCAUCAUCAACCAUGCCAAUGAGAUCACUGAGUAUGAGUGGGAUGAGAAAAGCCUCUAUAAAUCAUUCACUGGGCUUAAGAACAGAAACCCCAGGCUGAAGACUCUACUGUCAGUCAGAGAAGAGAACCACAGAUCUCAGUUCUCCCUCAUGGCGUCCACUCCAGCCAGCCGUCAGACAUUCAUCCAGUCUACUGUCAAGGUCCUGAGGACUCAUGGGUUUGAUGGUCUGGAUCUGGACUGGGACUACCUUGGAGCUGGUGGAAGUCGUCAAGAGAACAAGCAGAGGUUCACUCUGCUCUGCAAGGAGAUUUCAGAAGCCUAUGAAGCUGAAAGUAAAGGAGUCAGUAACACACAACUGAUGCUCACUGCAGCCAUGGGAGCGCACACAGAUGACUUUGAUACAGGAGUCUCUGAGAUGUCAAAGUACCUGGACUUCAUCAGUGUUAAGACUUUUAACCUCCAUGAUGGUCAAGUUGGAGUGACAGCCCACCACAGUCCAGUCUACUCUGAAAACAACGCUAACAUUGAUUAUGUCAUGCAGUACUGGAUGGAGCGAGGAGCCCCAGCAGGGAAGUUGUUGCUUGGUUUUCCCACUCAUGCUUAUUCCUUCACACUCUUCACCACAGCAACAGGCCUGGGAGCCCCAGUCAGUGGCCCUGCUGUUCCCGGGCCCUACACUCAGCAGAUUGGCCUCUGGUCUUACUAUGAGACCUGCUCCUUCUUGAAAGGCACAUCGGUCCAGUGGAUUGAUGAUCAGAAAGUUCCCUACGCUGUCAAAGGCAACCAGUGGGUCGGCUUUGAUAACGACAGGAGCUAUGAUGCAAAGGUGGACUAUCUGAAGAGCAGGCAGCUGGGAGGAGCUGCUGUGUGGACACUUGAUAUGGAUGAUUUCUCUGGACAGUUCUGUGAACAGGGCAAAUAUCCACUCUUAUCACAUCUACAUAGUAAACUCAGUGAAGAUCUCCUCCAAUGUCACUCCCCCACCCACAACCUAAGAUCUUCAGACGCCAACCUACUGACCCCCAUCACCAGGACCAAGCACCGCACCGUUGGCGACACAACUUUCUCCACUGCUGCCCCAACCCUCUGGAACUCCCUCCCUACUCACAUCUACAAUUCAGACUCGCUCCACGCCUUGAAACAUCAACUCAAAACCACCUUUUCAAAAUAG